Molecule: messenger RNA, 3626 nt
Organism: Lethenteron reissneri (Far Eastern brook lamprey)
Lineage: Eukaryota; Metazoa; Chordata; Hyperoartia; Petromyzontiformes; Petromyzontidae
Product: potassium voltage-gated channel subfamily H member 8-like
Biological process (GO): potassium ion transmembrane transport; regulation of membrane potential
Cellular component (GO): plasma membrane
Molecular function (GO): voltage-gated potassium channel activity
Source: RefSeq, a predicted model, not a curated record
UCUCGCACCGAGGUGAUGCAGCGAGGCUGCGCUUGCCGCUUCCUGCACGGCCCACAGACGGCGGAAUACGCCGCGGGCCUCAUCCAGAAGGGGUUGAUGGAGCAGCGAGAGACCAAGGCCGAGAUGCUCUUCUACAAGAAGGACGGGUCGACGUUCUGGUGUCUGCUCGAUAUCGUCCCCAUCAAGAAUGAGAAACGGGAGGUGGUGCUCUUCCUUGCCUCCUUCAAGGACAUCACGGAGGCCAAGCUGCUGGCCGUGCCAGGGGAGAGGCCCCAUCCCGAAGACGCUAGCCGGCGGAAGAAGCGGCGGGCGGUUCGCCCGGCGUUCAUGUCAAGCCGGCGCAGAAGCCGCGCGGUGCUCUACCACCUGUCGGGCCACCUGCAGAACAAGGAGAGCAAAGGCAAGCUGAAGAUCAACAACAGGGUGCUACGCGAGCAGCUGGUGCUGCCGGAGUACAAGGUGGCGACGGUGCAGAAGUCCAGAUUCAUCUUGCUUCACUACGCCACCUUCAAGGCCGGCUGGGACUGGCUGACCUUGCUGGCGACAUUCUACGUGGCUCUCACGGUGCCCUACAACGUCUGCUUCGUGGGGAAGGAGGACAAGCCCGUGCCGUCACGCAUCACCAUCGUCAGCGACAUCGCCGUCGAAUUCCUCUUCAUCACGGACAUCAUCCUGAAUUUCCGCACCACGUUUGUCAGCAAGUCCGGCCAAGUGGUGUACGACUCACGGCUCAUCUGCAUGCACUACUCCACCACGUGGUUCUUCAUCGAUCUCAUCGCAGCCCUGCCCUUCGACCUUCUCUUCGCGCUCAACAUCACCGUGACGUCGCUGGUGCACCUGCUGAAGACGGUGCGUCUGCUGCGACUGCUGCGUCUCCGCCAGAAGCUGGAGCGCUACUCGCAGUACAGCGCCGUCGUGCUGGCGAUGCUCAUGUGCACGUUCGCACUGCUCGCCCACUGGAUGGCCUGCGUGUGGUUCGUCAUCGGACGCAAGGAGAUGGCAGCAAACGACCCGGAGACUUGGAACAUCGGCUGGCUGCACGAGCUGGGCAAGCGGCUGGACCGGCCGUACUACGCGAACAACACCCGCGGGGGACCCAACCUGCGCAGCGCCUACAUCGCGUCUCUCUACUUCGCGCUGAGCAGCCUCACCAGCGUCGGCUUCGGCAACGUGUCGGCAAACACGGACGCCGAGAAGAUCUUCUCCAUAUGCGCCAUGCUCACCGGGGCCCUCAUGCACGCCGUGGUGUUCGGCAACGUGACGGCAAUCAUCCAGAGGAUGUACUCUCGUUGGUCUCUCUACCACACCAAGACCAAGGACCUCAAGGACUUCAUCCGCAUCCACCGACUGCCUAAGCAGCUCAAGCAGCGAAUGCUCGAGUACUUCCAGACCACGUGGGCCCUCAACAACGGCAUCGACACGCACGAGCUGCUGCGUUACUUCCCGGAGGAACUGCAGGCCGACGUGGCGCUGCACCUCAACAAGGAGAUGCUGCGGCUGCCACUCUUCCAGUCGGCGUCACGCGGCUGCCUGCGCUCACUCUCGCUGCGCGUCAAGCCAUCGUUCUGCGUGCCCGGGGAGGUGCUGCUCCGGCAAGGCGACGCUCUGCAGGCCCUCUACUUCGUGUGCUCUGGCUCCAUGGAGGUGCUCAAGGACGGCACGGUACUCGCCAUCCUCGGGAAGGGAGACCUCAUCGGCUCGGACCUGACCGUCAUUGAGGAGGUGGUGAAGACCAACGCCGACGUGAAGGCCCUCACGUACUGCGCCCUUCAGUGCAUCGGCCUUCGGGGCCUCUACAACGUCCUGUCGCUCUAUCCCGAGUAUGCGUGCCACUUCCUCAGGGACCUGCAGAACGACCUCACCUAUAACCUGCGGCUCGGGCACUUCCAGCCGCACAACGAAGACCGGGGCGCAUCGAUGCACGCGAAGCUGCCAUCCAUCGUGGAGGACGAAGAGGAGGAUCUGGACGACGUGGAACUCACCCUGCUCUCCCCGGACUCGUCCUUCUCGAGGGAGAGGACCCUGAACGGUCAAUCGUCGGCCUCCCUCCAGGUGCCACCGACAUUCACCGGCCCGCUGAACUACGGCCGAUCUCCCGUCGCCUCGCCGCCCUGCCGCUCGCCGGUGUGGGGCUCCUGCCAUCCGCCCGCCGCGGGGGGCAACGUUGCCGCCCCCCCUCCUCCUCCUCCUUCUCCCACGCCGCGGACGCUCCGGCCGCCCUCUGACCCCCAGACGGAGUCGGCUCGCGCCGGCAGCUCCGGCCCGCGCUGGGACGUGCGGCGCCCGUCGUUCGAGCCGCCGUUCGUGACGGCCACGAAGCGGAGCCCGUGCUUCCUGGAGCCGACUCGCCAGUGGCCUCAGCACGGAGCGCAGCAGCAGCAGCAGCAGCUGAUGCCAGGUGGUUACCUCGGCGACGCGGACGCGUGGAGGAAGCCGUGCCACCUGCAGAUCCCCAUGCCGACGUCACCGGCGCUUUCCGAUCUCAGCCCACGCAAGGCCCGUGAAGGCGCGCUCGUGUUCCCGGGCUGUCCAUCCAGUGACUCGACAGAAUGCGACAACCGCCAAAACAUCUGCAAGCUCAACCAGGAGAUGUCCACGCUGACUCGAGAAGUCUCUCAACUGAGUCAGGACCUGCGCAGCGUCAUGCUGCUCCUCAAGAUGUUCCUGCCGACUCAGCCCAAACUCCCGGCAGCCGCUGAACCGGGCCGCUCGGUUCUCGCGCACUCGCCGCCCGGCGACAAUCGUUUCGGGGCGCAGGUGCGGCCCGCCACCUUUGCCGCGUGCGACCACGCGGGCGACGCGUCCGCCGACGGCUGCUCCGCUGGGCCCGGCGCGAAGCCUCCCGCCGGUUCGAGCGCGACGAACAAUGGCGGCGCCGCGGCAACGACGCGCCACUGCGGCUACGCGCGAACGUGCUUCUGCAGAGGCGGGCGCGACUCGAACCUCCUCAACUCCAAUUUCAAUUGCCUGCUGUGCGCGCCCGAGCCAAGCGGCGGCGGCGGCGGCGCGAGCGUCGCUUGGCCCGAGUCGCCCGUCGGUUUCUACGACGCCGCUGCCGCGGCGAGCCUCGAACCGCGAGGCCCGAGGGGUUUCAUUCCGGAGGUGACGGUCGACGCGCAGGCCUCCCCCGCGGAGGACGGCGGGUGGCACGACCUGGUCGAGAGAGGGGCGGUGGAGUGCGCGCGUCUGCUGGGGACGCACCACCCCGCCGCCGCCGCCGCCGCCGAUGCCUCCGCUCCGUCUCGCGACGUGCCGGAGCUCGUGUCUCUGGAGCUGCUCAGGGCGUCGUCGGUGGCGAACGCCUACCACGGCGGUACGGAGCUCGUCGAUAACAAAGUGUAGGAGGGAAUAGCCAGCGGGCAGUUUUUUAACGAGUUUGAUGAGGACGAGCGCACGGUCUUCCCCCCCCCCGAGUGUGUGUACGUACAUGUUGAACUUCUUUCGCACCGUACGUAGCGAACCGUGUGAAUAGGAGGUGCGGGGGGAGGACAACAAACUGAACACGAGAAGAAAAAAGUUUUCUAUUUAGAUUUAAAAGUGCAUAGGGGCCGUCCAUCAAUGACGUCACGCACCUGGGGGGGGUGGGGUCAGACACUUGUGACGAUGUGUGACGAGGGGAGGGGGGG